AUGGAGCCUGGGUCCUCUUCAUGGCGCUCUUGGGCUGAUGAGGUGGAAGAAGAGGGGCACGCCGCCGCGGCCGGCCUCAACCCCAACGCGACGCCCUUCUUUGGCAGCACCGCACGGUCCGGACCCAACUUCCCCGGCAUCGACCCCAACGCUGAGCCCUUCUCCCCUGCCUCUGGGAGCUACGGCGCGAGGCUCUCCUUCACCGACUCUGAGGCCUCUGACGGAUCUGAGCCAGACUCGCCGCCGCCGGCGGGCAAGGGAAAGGAGCCCGCGCCGGCCGGGGGGUCGACAUCGGUCCCCCACUGCUGCGCUCCGCCGACUCCGGACACUUCAGUGCCAGAGCUGCCCCCUGCCCAGGAACCCAUCACUGAUGACAGUAUUCCAGGACGAUCAGCAAGCGAUGGAAGACGCCACUCCGGCCUCGUCGUCGUGCCUCGCUCCACGAAGCUGGAGGCCGCAGAGCGUGACCUCGGCCUGGCUCUGGUCGCCGUCAUUGCCGGCACCAGGCCGCAAGUGUCCCCUGCGAUGAUGCGCGACUAUCUUGCAACUUACCUCGGAAUCGUUGACGCCACGGAUUUGGAGGCGGUGCUGUACACCAGGGUGCCCAACCCCCCCUUCCACCUCAUCUGGCACCGGUGGAGGCGGACCUCGCUCGCGUCCGCCAGCUCCUUCUGCUACAGAGUUCUGGUGGGCAUGACGCACGUUCCCCUUCACGCUCGCUCUGUCGCGAUGGCACAGACAAUUCUGGGCCAGGCGUGCGCCUGGAUUGUGCCCGCACCACCGGAGGUGGCCCCAGUGGAUGACGACCGUGAGUUCUUUGUUGCUGCCUGGUGCCUACACCCAUGGCUCAUCUCAGAUGAGGAGUCCAUCUUCGUCCCGGAGCCUAGGGCUCGCGUCCCUGGUGAUGCGCUCGACCUCCGCGCGGACGAGUCUGUCCUCCAUGGCUUUCUGGGGCUACGCUAUCGGGUACGCCUUCGCAUCGUCGAAUGCCAAGACUGGAACACGCCGCCACCCUCUUUGGAAGGGGGUCUCGUUGGCGGCGACCCGGACGACGAUGACUCGGAUGACAGCAACUUCAAUCGACGGCACCCCGGCAUGGACCGAGGCGAUGACUAUACGCGCGGACCUCGUUUACGCAGGUUCACUAACGCCAAUGAUGAUGCUCCACGUCUUGGUGGGCGACGCGAGACCACCUUCAUGCCGCGACAGUGCAUCACCGUCGGCUCCGUCAGAUGUCCGCUUGUCUCCUUCGAACGGGUUGUGGUCGGACCCCGCUCGCUGGUCCGGCCCCCCUCACCACAGACGCAACCGUCCCUAUCCGCAUCACACACUGCCAGAUACUCGGCCGACCAGGAGCCCGUGCCACUCCUGCUGGACCACGCAGAGCACUCUCGGACACCGGCGGCCAAUAUCUCCUCCAACCCAUUGCUUCAGGACUUCUGUGAUGAUGCCCAUCUCCUCGGCAGCGGACCUACGGUUGAGCCGCAACACGGCUUCCUGGGCUCCCUUUUGGGCUCAGACCUGUCUCUUCUCGAGGCCCCACGGUCGGUGCAGCUGACUCCCCAGCUAGCGGUAUGCGCCUCACCUAGGAACCACCAGGUCGAUGACACCACCGCCCCAUCGACGCCUAUGGCCGAUGUGCCUGCUGUGCAGCCUGCCACGGUAUGCGCCUCACUUGGGAACCACCAGGGUGGUGACACCUCCGCCCCGCUGCCACCUUUGGCAGAUGCGCCUGUUGUGCAGCCUGCCGCACGCACUGCAGCCUCGGUUGCCUCCUUCAUUGACUCGCUGAAGCUGCCACUGGAGGAGCCCCUGGUCUGCACCCCACCGCGCGCCCGGACAGCCAAGAACGUCGACGAUGACUAG
Molecule: messenger RNA, 1866 nt
Organism: Miscanthus lutarioriparius
Lineage: Eukaryota; Viridiplantae; Streptophyta; Magnoliopsida; Poales; Poaceae
Source: the annotation of a GenBank genome assembly